GUUUGAUGAACGAACACAACACGGCUGUUCUAGGCAAAAUGCGGCAGAGAUCCUGAAUUUUUUCCUCUGUCCACGUGGUGUACCGUAACAGUUACGCCUGAUUGCAUCGGCGCUGAACGCGAACGCACUUGUCGCAUGCGUCAUGUGUCACAGCUGACGUUGUCCGACUCGCUCCGGCGCGAUGACGGCGGAGACGGGGCAGCCGCUAGUCGAUCUAUUGGUUGAUUCUCCCGCGAGGACAACGCUGCCUCUUAUUCUCUGCAGUUAAUGCGACGAAUUGGCCUCCACAUGAUCGUUCUUCUUCCUCGAACGCUAUCGGUCGCGCCCGUGCCGCGCGAUUGGGGAACAAUGCGCCCCUGUGAUUCGUGUUGAAUUCGUUCGGAUGUCCACCGGGCCGCGACCGCAAGCACCGGAACUGCUACGGAGGACCAUGGCGUGCACCAGGCGACUGCUGGCGGUCCUCUUGCUUUUCGUCCUCGUGUUUUUGUACGUGGCAACUAUCGGUGACGAACCGCCCCGCCAAGAACAAAUGUGGCCCGUCGACGACCCGACGGGCGACUCCGUCGUGCCCAACGACGAACACCGCCACCUCAUGUAUUUCGUUCAGGUCAGUGACACACAUCUGAGCGGCUCAGUACCUCAACGUGCAGUGCAUUUGAAGGAGUUCAUUGCUGAAACCAUUAUGAAAAUAAUCAAGCCUCCUAUUGUAGUGAUGACGGGUGAUAUCGUAGACUCGCUGGGUGCCCGAUUCUUGGACUCUGGUCAAAUGCGUGAGGAAUGGCAACAGUAUUGGCGGGCCAUCUACGAAACUGGUGUUACACGCAAACAUAUCUGGUUAGAUAUUCGAGGAAAUCACGAUAAUUUGAAUCUUGCCUCUGUGGAGGACGAGCAUAACUUUUACAGGGUUUACUCUGUGCAAGGGCGGCAACACUUGCAUUCGUAUUCGUACACGCACCGUGACGGUGAUGAUCGCUACACGUUCAUUGGCAUCGAUACCUGCACUGACCCCGGUGUCAAGCGACCAUUCAACUUCAUCGGCUCUCUACCCCAGGCUGAGCUGAGCAGUUUACAACGAAUUCGGGAGGAGACACGAGAUAGCAACUUUACCAUCUGGUUUGGUCACCAUCCGACGCGCAGCGUGGCUUCUGACGAAAUCCACGAGUUGCUCAGGCUUGGUGGCCCAUACCUGUGCGGCCACUACCACAGUCUCCUGGGUUUCUUCCGGGGCAUGUAUGCACUGCAGCCAUCGGGGUUUCUUGAGCUCGAGCUGGCCGAUUGGAAGAGUGGCCGCCUGUUCCGGGUUGCAGCAGUGGACCAUGGUCUGUUCAGUUUUGUGGAUGUGCAUUUUCGCGAGUGGCCCAUAAUACUGGUCACGAAUCCAAAAAGUGCAGUGAUGGCCAUGCCUGGUGUGGAGCCCUUGCGGCGCAUCACCCAUUCCACGCAUGUCAGGGCCCUGGUGUUCUCGCCCACGUCGGUGUCGGAGGUGCGCUGCAGUGUGGAUGAUGGCCCCUGGCAGCCCCUGAAGCGGGUCGCCCAGGGUCCCCUCUGGGUUGCUCCCUGGGACACCAAGGAGCUCUCGCCAGGGCUGCACACCCUCAUUGUGCAGGCCAUGACUCAUGAAGGACUCUGGUCGGAUGCGCAUGUUGUGACCUUCUCAGUGGAUGGCACCCUGCCACCUCACAGCGUGGCUAUGCGAAUCCUUCUUCAGGGUGGCAUAAGAGCGCUGCGGAUUCUGUUCAUCCUGAUUAUCCUGGCAUGUGUGCUGCCGCUGUGUUGGAUCAAGGCUGUCCAGACGUCGUCAUGGUUGGGUCCCCCUGACCUGAGUCCAGGCCGCUGUCUGGGCUGUGGCUGCUUGACUCGAUGCCUUCACCUGCUGGUCUCGGUGGAUGUGUUGUUCUGGCCAUUGGUUGCCCUCCCUCUCUACUUAGCCAUUGGACCCUGGUUCGUAGGUGAGAUGGUCGAGGGCCACUUGGGUGCCUGCUUUGUCUGGGGCAUUGUUGUCUAUGGCACAUUCCUGCCCGGCGGGCUCUCCUACUUCUAUGGCAUGGUUUUUAUUGCAAUGUGCUACGUGCCGCUGGUGUGCUGCCUGGGCUGCACGUUGUGGCGGCGACGCCAGGCACUGCGCGCCGGCACUGCAAAUCCAGCGGUGAGUGCUUUGCCCCUGGCAGCCGUGCUGGCACUCCAGUGCCUCUGGGCAGCCCUAUUUGUCCUCGCCUAUGGCUACCUGGCACUGAUCUUCGGCUUCCUACUCGUCGGCGCGCCGGUCGUCUCUGUUGUCAGCUGGCAGCGGGCGCGUACGCUACCCUACCACAGGCUCGAGAAGUUCGAGCGGUUUGUGGGCGGUGGCGCGGCCAACGAUGGCACGGCCACCAGCAAAGCCGGUUCCAGCUGACUGGCACUCACUUCCAUUCCUUUUUCGUCGUAGCGUUACUUUUCCAAUUUUACCGGUUGCUAAAUCCUCUUCAUAAAUAUGACGUUGUGAUCUCUAGUCAUUUCUUAUUAGAUUAGACUGUGCAACCCAGCAGGCUUGAGCCUUUGACAAAGCCUCUAGUUAACCCUUUCUUUAUCGUAGAAAAUAAGUAUAGUUGCACCAAAUUUAUCAGAAAUGUAAUAUGCUGGUGACAAUUUUUCUAGUGCAAGAACUUGAUCAGGCCCGUAAUGCAGAGCAAGGCUUCUGCAGAAGUGUUAUUACUGCAAAUCACAGAUUAAUGUCCCUUUUUGCAGUUCCUAAGUAUAACAGACAUAGGGGAAUCUCAAUAAUUUGUAAUUUCUUUUUUUAUAAUACAGCAAAACCUUGGUGAUAUGAUCACGGCUUCCACGAAAUUUCAUAGGUGGUACAAAUUUUUCUGUGGUCUCGGCCAAGACCCAUUGACCUGCAUUGUAACGUAGUACAGUUGUUGCAAGCCAAUUUCACUGCAGUGGUGCCUGAUAUGAAUGUGUCACUACUGCAGAGGUACGAACAGGUGCUGUCCACACUGUCACAGAUUUCUUUUUUUUUAACUGCAUGGCUGGUCCUAGAAUAGCUGUAUUUAUUUAUUUGAAUAGCAAAAAACUUCCUGCACGUGCGAGCAGUGAAGACUGCUUGGGGGAUUUUCCUAUAUUAUUUGUUGUCAAUACUAAACAACCUUAACCUAUAAAAAAAAAUGUAGCAUUAUGUCCUCUGGCAUCACUCGAUCUCCAAUUUUUAAUAUAACAUGACAGUUCACUUAAAAAGGCUUAAAAUUGAGCUUCCUAACGAAUAAAUUUGAAAAAAAAAAACGAAAACACACAAGAGAGAGGCAUAUUAUUUUCUUGACUAAGCAGGUUGAAUAGUCAUGUUCUUAGUCAAGGCUUGUGUGAAUAUUCGAGCACCUUGAAUAUUCAAAUGAAUAUUACAGUACUUGAACUCACUUCAUUCCGAUCUUAAAUUAUUUGAAUCUUUGAACUGUGGCAUAGGCAGGGGAUGGCACACCGAGCCCAUGCCCCCUCUCUAUCUCUGAAAUUUUUUUUCACCUUGGCAUACCGAGUGAAAUAUGGCCAUUUCUGCAGCCCCCCCCCUUCCCCCCAAGAAAUUUCUGCCUUCGUCCCUGAUUUUGAAGUACUUGAAAUGAAGUGUGUAUUAGUCAGCAUCCAGUCAGUUUGUCAAAGAAAUUUAUUUAGUCCCGAGAAGACGAGAGUGCCCCCUUCAGGCGGCACCGUCUGCGGGCCGCACCCACGAUGGUGCCGCAAGGUUCAAGCCCUAACGUUAUGUAAAGGUGGUUUCGCUGCAGUGGAGGGAUGCUGUACCAUAAAUACACCUGCAAGAAAAAUUCACUUGCUGUGAAGCCCCACUUCGAGGCUAAAUGAGCGUAUUACCCUGACAUCGAUUCAUCAUUUUUUAACUUUAGAAGCUUGUUAUACUGGCUUAUAUACACGUGCACAUGACAGGCCCAAACUCUGAGAGCAUGCGAGCGGCAUUGUUUUGUGGGCAGCGUUAUUUUGUGGUCUACUGCCUGUGUCUUCGGCAUAUAGUCUGCGGGAUGAUUUGGAAACGCUGGCUUAGACGCUGUAGUAUAGAUGAGUGCGCGAACGCAUAAGAUUAUUACUUCGGCUUCCACUGCUGUUGUCUGCUCAAUGUGCUGACCACAGGGACACAAACGCAUGCGAAACGCCGGCACAUUAGCCCCACAUCUCGUUGCAACUUACAGGGAAAAAACGGAAAAAGGACGGGCACAUUCUCUUAUUGCGUGUCAAUAUUUAUUUCAAGUUUUAUUAAUCUCUUCAAACAAAAAUUACACAAACUAUGCAUGUCGUGUUAAAUAAUUUUCGCCAUGUCAUGUGCCACUGUUGGCAACGUCAGAGCGUUGUUGUCUACGUAGAGGACCAAUGUCACUGCACUGCUGUGUACAUAGGGCAAUUCAUAUGUGCACAUCAUGCCCUCAUUCUCUAGGCGCAUGCCCGCGAAAGAAAGGGGCAGCAGCGUUCAUUUUAAAAUUUGACCCAUUUCUGCAAUGCGUAGCGUUGCGAAUUUCGGCAGACAUGAUCGCGAACGCCACGUCUACGCAUUGCACUUGUCAGCUCAAAAUUAUCAAACCUGGUGAGUGGCCCUUCUUGUGAGCAUUUUGUUUCACAAAUCGAUGGCGUCUGCCUCUAGUGACAUCACCAGGUAUACCGAUCAAUGUGGCGAUGAAUUGAAUUGCCUAAAAUGCCUGAUGAGAAGCAAAGGAUUGCUUUUUAAAUUUAUUUUCGUGGUUAUUCCACUGCACCUGGCACUGCCACAUUUGGCAUAGAUGACAGGGAUGACAUUCUCGACUCGAUGCACCUGUUUACAUAAAUUGCAUUAUAAAAAAUUGGGUAUAGUUAAGUAAGAACAGUAAAAGUACAGCCUUGCUCAAAUACUUGGUUUUUGUG
Messenger RNA from Rhipicephalus microplus (southern cattle tick), 4869 nucleotides. RefSeq names its product transmembrane protein 62-like. The record is from RefSeq and is a predicted model, not a curated record. Gene Ontology annotation, molecular function: hydrolase activity. Lineage: Eukaryota; Metazoa; Arthropoda; Arachnida; Ixodida; Ixodidae.